Molecule: messenger RNA, 765 nt
Organism: Uloborus diversus
Lineage: Eukaryota; Metazoa; Arthropoda; Arachnida; Araneae; Uloboridae
Exons: 4
Coding region: 190-681 (163 amino acids)
Source: RefSeq, a predicted model, not a curated record
UCGACCGAACGGACGUGGAAUUCAGAGAAAAGAACGAAACCUGAAAAUUCGUUCCGUUUUUGCUGCUCCGGAAGGGGCGGUCCUAGGCUGCUGUCUCACAGUUUUACUUUUCUUUUCCUCUAUCAAGUGCUCUGAAUAUUUGUUUCCAAGUCGUUGUGCUUUUAGCAAAGCAAGUGUUAGGAAUUAGAAAUGUGUGUAGAAACGUGUGAAGACGAAACUGUUGAAAUGGUGUGGCCACGACGCGUAAGCUUGCCUCUUGCAUGGUUGCUGUUCGUUUUCUUCAGUUUCCUUAUGAUCUCCACUUGCUAUUUAUGUCAGAGGAGGAUGAAGUUGGCUGGACUUAAUGCUGCAAUUGAAAAGAAAAAUGGCAAAUACCAUGAAUUGCUCAACAGUGAAGAUCACCUUAGACACUUGAAACAAUACCGAAAAGAUAGCUCCUAUAGUAGACCGGACAUUACUCAUCAGGUCUAUGUCCUAUCUGCUAGCGACCUCGCAAGAAAUAUGUUAUCUCCCGAUGGGCUGCUGCAACUGCCACCUGAUUACAGCAGUGUUAUAAAGCAAAAUGAGUCAUCUUCUUAUGUAAAACUCACGUUCGUAGACCCCUUGCCGGGUGGGCAACUGCAACUGCCACCUGAUUACAACAGUGUUAUAAAGCAAAAUGAGUCAUCUUCUUAUAUGUAAAACAUACGUUCGUAGACCGCUUGCCAGAUUGGUCUACUUAUUGUUUGAAGUCAUUUGUUCGAAACUUCUAUUUUUACUGACUUU